This is a messenger RNA of Anopheles coustani, 660 nucleotides long. RefSeq names its product angiopoietin-related protein 2-like. The coding region runs from base 1 to 660 and encodes 219 amino acids. The record is from RefSeq and is a predicted model, not a curated record. NCBI's taxonomy places the organism in Eukaryota, Metazoa, Arthropoda, Insecta, Diptera, Culicidae. The transcript is spliced from 3 exons.
AUGGUACAGAUGGAUACAGAUAGCUUACUGUUCGGAAUGUUGCUUGAACUAUCAGUAAAAACUCAGUACGGUUCCGUCAAAGAUGCGCCGUCACCGAGUUCGAAAAAAGCACAUCAAAGCAGGCAGUGCGCCUUUUGCGUCAAUCGAAUGGCAACGUCCCCGAUGGCGAAUACCUCCGGAAUUUACCAGAUUCAACCCGAAAACCCCUUCAAGCAACCGAUGAACGUGCUGUGCGACCAAGAGUACGGGUCCGGUGGAUGGACAGUGAUUCAAUAUCGCUUCGACGGUUCGGUAAACUUCUACCGUGGUUGGCAGGAGUACAAGAAUGGUUUCGGCAGUUUAGAGAGCGAGUUCUGGUUGGGCUUGGAUCGUAUCUUUCAGUUGACCGCUUCGAAACCACUUGAGUUGGUGGUUUUGGUGGUAGAUGUCAAUGGCGUCAGUACGUUCGCAAAGUACGAUCACUUCGAGAUUGGAGACGAUAGUCAAGGCUAUGUCUUGAAGUCUGUGGGCGCUUACUCCGGUACGGCUGGCGAUGAAUUGACAGACCUCGUAGGACAGAAAUUCACCACACUGGACAUUGAUAGUGAAAUAUUCGAAAUUUGUGCGUACACUGGAGGUUGGUGGCAUAAAGACUGCUUUAUGAGGUCUGUAGCAUGUUGA